Molecule: messenger RNA, 936 nt
Organism: Penicillium expansum
Lineage: Eukaryota; Fungi; Ascomycota; Eurotiomycetes; Eurotiales; Aspergillaceae
Exons: 2
Coding region: 1-936 (311 amino acids)
Source: RefSeq, a predicted model, not a curated record
AUGAGCGGCCUGACCGACUUGGUGCCACCAAACGAGAACGAUCCUCUCCUUUUAACACCCACCAACACGACCGACCAUGCUAUCUUGACACCGGCAACAAUCGUCACAGAUAAGAACCAGGAUCAAGAUAACUCACAACAAUCUCACAACAAUAAGCCCUGCGAUGGUUCAGAUCAUCCUUUCUGUUCGAGAUACGCAAAUAAGAAAGUGUUGGGUCAAUACAUCCCCGAAAUCGACGAGAAUUAUGUGCGCUCUAAAUUACGCAAGACCGCGGCAUCCAAACGAUCCAAAAUGCUUCGUAACCAAUUCAUCACGGCCACUAUUAUCGGUUUAGCAAAUAUAGCGACACUAGUUUGUGUUUGGGUAUACUUCCCCCCAGAUUCGCGAGGCAUAGGAACGUUACGUAUGGGUGACUGCUCCGAGGUAACAACUAUCGACAGCGCGAUACAUAUGGUUCUGAACGUGGUAUCGUCCCUGUUUCUCGGUGCUGGCAGCUAUUGUAUGCAAAUCUUGGUCGCUCCGUCUCGACGGGAGAUGGAUGACGCGCAUUCUCGCGGUAUCUCUCUCGAUAUUGGGGAGUAUGAUUCUGAUAUUUGCUAUGCGCUGUCUCCCAGUUGGAAUUCCCUCACUUUUACCUCGACCCCAGUCGUGAGUUAUGCAUCGGCUACCGUUACAAGCGACUUCCAGGCAGUAGGACGUGAUUGGGCCUCAGAUCCUCCCCGACAGAUAUCUUCUGGACACGACUGGUCUCCGGUGUAUGACCUAUACUCCCAGAUGGCCAAUUUCACACGCCUGGACAAGCAAGAGUGCAUUGAUUCAUACAUCGACCCUCUGAAAACCAAGAAGCCCGUGAUUGUCGUUACAUCUAACGUCACAACGGCCCAGAAUGAUAAUAGCCCUGUCAUUAGUGGUUGGGUCACAGGGUGGGACGUUUAG